CCCGAAAACACUAUUGAUUUUAAUUUCAUUUCAUUGUAUGUAUAAUGAUAAACGUUCUAAAAGGGGAAAUUGUCCAUUCAAAUAAGGAUGCGACAUAUAAUAUUGUCAUUUUAUACAUUAAUCAAAACGUUUAAAUUUUAACAUAAUUUAACAAAAUGGCUUUAAAUGAAUUACAAUCCUAUUUGCUCUUAAUUCUGUUUUAUGUAAGGCGAAGUUUUGGCGAGUAUGAUAUAUCGAAGCAGACGGCAAAUUGGUCUUAUGCAUUAAAACAAUGUCAUAUAGCAACACCCGAGAUAUUCACUUGUGACAAUGAACAAGGCUGUCUAACUAUAAAUGAUGUACCAAAUGAUUUAAUACGAAACGGAAUAACUGAUGGACUAUGGGUAGGAUUUUACUCGAUUGAGAUGUCACUCAUUCAUGUUGGUUGCGUUGCUAUUACUUCAAGGAAGGAGUACCAGAAAAAUAAAUAUAAAGGUGAUGCUAGCAAGUGCUUCAAAAAAUGCUUGACUUCAGAAUAUAUAGGAAUAUCCAAAAGAUAUUGCGUUUGUUUUGAAGAGCCUUACGGUAAUUCUAUGACGGAUGCGUCAAAUUUCUACAAACAUUGCAGUCAUCCGAUACGUCUUAGGUGUGGAGGGAGCGGUUAUUUAAUUGUUUACCAGUCUGAAAACAAUAUCAACAAAAACGAGAACGAAUCAGCAAACGAGAGAAAGGAGAAUGACGCUUCAACAAACGACAGUCGUGAGGGUUCAGCAGACGACAAUUUUGAUGGUACAGCAGACGACAACCUUGAUAGUACAGCAGAAUAUUGGACAAAUGACACAGAUGAAAAACUACAUGUUGAUAUCAUCUUCAAGUACGAUGAAACGGAGGAAGGGGGUAAUUAUGAAAGAAAGUAUGGCUAUGUCCAGCGUGAUCAUGGACGUUACAUUCUCAAAUUUACAGACGACAAUCUGCAGAUGAAGGCACUGUGCGAAAAGGGUACAGAGUUUCAAAACAAAAGCAAUGACAGAGAGAUAAAGAAGACGAAGAACAAACAAACGACAGAUACCAAUGACUUGAAUACAUCAGAAAACAAUGAUGCAAGUGUCCCCGCCUUAGUAUCUUUAGGUGUACUGGUAGCUAUUGCAGUUGCUGUGGUAACCGUAACAUUCAUAUACAGGCGGUACAAAUUGUCACAUCGGUUUAACAAAAUGCCAGAAACAAAUGAACGAGUAACCACACCUGAAUACAACUAUCCUAACUUCACAUACGAAAUGUCCAGCAAUGUAUCAAACCAAAGUGCGUUGAAUAACGUAGAGUACAAUUAUCCUGACUUUUCAAUGCUAAAUGAUUCCGAGCCUACCACAAAUGAUGACGCAAAAGCUUUUCAAAGCCAAGAAAUUGGACCAGUUGACGCUGAAACACAUGUGUAUAGUACAGCGGGAAAUGAAAACGAAUAUAACACCACAAGUAAAAGACCAGAUGUGCUUCCCAAUGAAACAUAUGAUCAUGCAGACCCAAUGACAAAAGGUGGAUCCAAUACAUUGGGCGAUACAACUUACGACGUAAGUAUGUCAACCGAUGCACAGCUUCAAAAGUUUGGUGAGCAUACAGAUAAUGUUUAUAAUACUGGAAACGACACUUACAAUCAACUGGGUGGUGACAAACCGGAAUUUAAGAAGUCUGAUAACGUGAAUGGAUCUAAUCAAAUUGAGACAUAUAAACGCGUCCCAAAUAUUGGAGAUGAUAAGGAUGGGCCGUACAAUAGUACAUCUGAAAAGUUUGAAAACUGCGGUAUUACUGAUAACCCGUAUUCAGAAUUAGAGGCGCCUUAAUAAUGUAGUUCAUGCACACCUGAAAUUCUUAACUAGUGGCGUGAAAAUAUCUGGUAACUUACAUUAUGAGCGAUUAUUAUUCAGAUCUUUGAUGGAAGCGUGAUUUAUACCAUUCAUAUAUCAUUCAUAUAUCAUUGGAACAUUGUCUAGUCAUCAUAUCGUUUUGUAAUAAGUGUUUACUUAAAUAUAGCAUCCAACAGGAGUUGUCGGUUCUUCAACUAUUUAGUUUGGAAAGUGCAGGCGAGCUAUAUACUAGUACAUUGUAUAACGUUUUCUUUACAAAAUGUAAGUUUGUAUAAACUUACAACGAAUAUAAAAUCAUUUUUUCACUUGAUAAUCUGAUGCCAGACAACACAAGACUAUGGCACAAUCUGCAUUCGGCAGUCCAGUUUCAUAUAAAACGUGUGUAGAUCAAAAAUAUAGAAGUUAAUACGUGAUGAUCGUGAUAAAAUUGGGUAAUUUCACAUUGUUUAGUAUAUUGGACGGGUGCUAGCCGAGAUCAAUAUAGUAUUUGCGUCUCUCUACGACUCCACUACAAUCAGUAUUGUUUUCAACAAAGCGUAAGGACUUCUUUUUUUUCACGUCAUUUAUGUUUUUAAAUUUUGACAGACCUUUGGUAUUGACAGUACAUUAUAGAUAUGAUAUUGAUUAAUUCGGAUCGGAAAAUGAAAACGAGGCAUAGAUAUUUGAUAUGGAUUAUAAUGAAGACUGGAAAUGAGCCUGAAUCCAAGAAUGACUUCUUUUGGAAUAUGCCAUGGUAGGAAACACUGGAAGUUUAUAUGGUGUGUAUAUGGUGUACAAUAUUUACGAGGUCAGCAGUUUCUGAUUAUUAUGUAAAGUGCAUGUUGCAAAUUCCAUGCUGAAAAUGCACUUGAAAUUUAAAGACAACCAGUCCUUAAACUCCAGAAUACUAGUAGUCACUUUAUCCAAGAAAUCCUACCUGUGGCUUUAAUUAGUGUGGAGUUCUAAAUUUAUCAUACGAUAACUCGUUUUUUUACUAGUCCGAAAAUGUAACUCCAGUUACUUCCCCUUAUCUUCUGAAUACGUUUGCAAUCGAUUGACUAUUUUACAGUUUAAAUAAAAAUAGUUAGUUAUAUAGAUAAAAUUUUCACAUCACAACUUUUUCAUUUGUUUUUAUAUAAUAUAUAUACAUGUAUACCUAAGAAAAGUGCCUAGGCGAUUAAUUACAGAUGCUAAAUUAAUUAUUGUCCCCUACCAAACCCUCUCUUAUAUGAUAUGGAAUAAGGCGCAUGAUUUACUACUGGAAUGAUACGACUUAUUUUCUCGUCAACAAAAAUACAAGUACAGGAAAAAACAUUCACAUAAACAGUUUAACCCUUCGGGACAUAUUUUAAAUUUCUUGUUUUGUUGUAAUUUAUUUAUAUUUUGACAAAAUUUUCUUAUAUCUCCAUACACAAAUAUUAGACUGUACAACUGUCUGAUUGGGUAGUUUAACGAAACUUGAUAUCGUGGAACUGGGCUAAAAUUAAAUAGCCCGUAAACAUAAAGGGG
This is a messenger RNA of Ruditapes philippinarum (Manila clam), 3326 nucleotides long. RefSeq lists its product as uncharacterized. Lineage: Eukaryota; Metazoa; Mollusca; Bivalvia; Venerida; Veneridae. The record is from RefSeq and is a predicted model, not a curated record. The transcript is spliced from 9 exons. The coding region runs from base 156 to 1814 and encodes 552 amino acids.